Bolinopsis microptera is the source of this 1606-nucleotide messenger RNA. RefSeq lists its product as uncharacterized. The transcript has 7 exons. Gene Ontology annotation, cellular component: plasma membrane. Bases 3 to 1385 code for a protein of 460 amino acids. The record is from RefSeq and is a predicted model, not a curated record. Gene Ontology annotation, molecular function: G protein-coupled photoreceptor activity. Gene Ontology annotation, biological process: G protein-coupled receptor signaling pathway; cellular response to light stimulus; phototransduction. Lineage: Eukaryota; Metazoa; Ctenophora; Tentaculata; Lobata; Bolinopsidae.
GAAUGUUUCCAAAUGUCACAGAUUCAAUAUCGUUCACAACGGAGAUAACGUACAGUCAGAAGAUUGACAGAAUCUGGGGAUCAAUUGGACUGUUAUGCGGAGCGUUCACCAUUAUUGGCAACAUGUUCGUAUUCACGAUUCUCAUCAGGCUACCCAAACGUAGUCUCGCUGACUUUGCUUUCAUCAACUUGUCAAUUAUAGACACUAUUAGCGGUUUUACAGCUAUAGCAGGUUCCUGGUUCCUAUUGGAUGAUAGAACCUGGCUUGCUAGCAGUGGAGUUUUACACACCGUAACUUGCUACAUGGCAGGUAUGACCUGGAACGCAGCGUCCCUAACUACACCCCUCUUGGUAUCAGUAGUUAGCAUUGGCCGGCUAUCAGCUGUUUAUCUGCCUCUAAAAUACGACAAGAUCUUCACCCGCCCUGUAGUUUACUCCAUGCUAAUCUACUGCUGGUUACACGGAGCUGUCGCUUCUUCUCUCAGCUUGUUGGGGGACACUGGGAACGGUAAAUAUGCGCUAUACAGAGGUUGGGGGUUCUGCGACCAAAGCAUCAAGAGUGCGUACGAGAGCAAGAAAACAUUUACAGCUCUGUACAUGACCUUCUUUACGCUUCCCAUGAUGCUGACAUGUGCUUGCAUCGUGUUUUGUAAUCUACUGGUUAUGACAAGGAUAAUAAUGAUGAAGAUAAAACCCGACCCGAACGUCAUGCUAUCUGAACAAACCAGCACUACCAAGGUAAUGCUGACGAAGAUAGGGAAUAUGGGACACCAACUAUCUCGAGUAGCCACAGUACAGAAUUUUGGAAAUUCUAUUAGAAAGGGCUACAACUACAAGGCCUCGACAAAAGAUGCUCAGCAAGAGUUGUCCAUGAGCACAGCGACUACUGGUGCAGAGAGUAGCGGCUACAAACACUUCGAGAUAGUAUCACUUGACAAUAACAGUGAAACUCACUUCAACAAGACAACAGGCUCUUCAGUUAAAUCUUCACUGAAGAGAAGGCAAAGCAAACUGAACAAAUUAAAGAGUUUCCAGAAGCAGAAGAGAGCCAAGAGGGAAAACAGGGCUAUUUUCAUGACUUUUCUAGUGUCAGUCAGUUACCUCAUCUGCUAUAUGGAGAUUAUAAACUUUUACACCCUUGCUUCAUUCAAUGACUCCCCGAGGACGCUCUUUGAGAAAGUACUGGGUAUAACGGGGAACCCUCUGGUGGAGACGUAUGUCUAUUUGUGGUAUUAUUUCUCUCUGUUUGCUGCAGCUGCUACUAAUGUCCUGCUCCACCUGCUCUUUAAUCACGUGGUGAGGAAUGGACUCACAGCUAAGGGUAGAAAGUCUAGAGAGGAGAUGAACAAUAGGAGUAGUGGUAGGUCCUGUAUGACAAAUAACUGAGUGGUGGUUUAACAGGCACAUUAUGAUAUUAGGUGGUUUUACAGGCACAUUCUGAUAUUAGGUGGUUUUACAGGCACAUUCUGAUAUUAGGUGGUUUUACAGGCACAUUAUGAUAUUGGAGGGUUUUACAGGCACUUUCUGAUAUUAGGUGGUUUACGAACUCUUCUAAAUAUUUAACAUUAUAUCACCUCUCUCUCUCCGAUGUAAAUUCUCAAUACCUC